This is a messenger RNA of Acipenser ruthenus (sterlet), 4433 nucleotides long. RefSeq names its product 1-aminocyclopropane-1-carboxylate synthase homolog (Arabidopsis)(non-functional) (gene accs). The record is from RefSeq and is a predicted model, not a curated record. Gene Ontology annotation, biological process: amino acid metabolic process; biosynthetic process. The transcript has 15 exons. Bases 560 to 3328 code for a protein of 922 amino acids. Gene Ontology annotation, molecular function: transaminase activity; pyridoxal phosphate binding. NCBI's taxonomy places the organism in Eukaryota, Metazoa, Chordata, Actinopteri, Acipenseriformes, Acipenseridae.
ACCCGGAUGUAAAAUUGACGUUCCUUCCCCCCGUUCUAUUGCCUGUGCAAAAAACAUGAUAUACAGUGUACACUGUUUUCAAAGCAAAGGCCAGCAAAGAGAGACAGCAGUUAUUCCGGGCUGGUCCGGGCCGGUCCUUUAACCCUGCACAGAAACAGGACCAACCACCACCCGGGGCAAACGUAAAACACCGACACGAGCAUUUAACAGGCUGUUGAAUAUCACGUCGAGUUGGCAAAAAUACCUUAUUUUAUUUUCUGUAUUUUUUAUUUUAUUUUUAUUUUUAUUUUUUAUCUCGGUUUUGUUUAAUUUGGUUAGACGCAGGAGUGAGAAAGGUAAGGAUUUAAAACAACGUUUGUGUCGUGAACAGACAGUGCGCUCUGCGAUUCUACAUUAAAUUUAAAAAUAUGAAAAAUAUUAACACAUUAUAAAGCGAAACCGAUUAAUGCUGUGUGGACAUAAAUAAAAUUGAACUGGCAAUGCCCAUUCCCCUCAAGUUAAACCUAUUUUAAGAAACUACAGUCAGUUCUAUUUCGGGUGCAAUAAUAUCAUUAGCCUAAUGGAUUUUCGGGGUAAGAAGUACGAGAGGGGCAGUAACUGGUCCGACCCAGAGGUGGUAGAGCUGCUGCAACUGUGGUCAGACGAAUCGGUCCAAAUGGAGCUAGAAAGCUGUCUUCGGAACCAGCACGUCUUUAACAGAAUUGCAGAGGUGCUUCGGGAAAAGGGCAUUCACCGAACCGGCGAUCAGUGUCGGGAGAAAAUAAAGAAAAUGAAGCUGGAGUACCGGCGGAUCAAAGACAAUCAGAAGACACUCCGGGGAGGGAGAACGUGGAAGUUUUAUGAAGUGAUGGAGCGGGUUCUGACGAACCGGCCGUCUAUCGCGUACAGCUCCCUGGGAGGCAGUGUGAUUGCCCAUCAGGUGCUGCAGGGUGCUCCCGGAGUGGAGGGCUACCAUCUUCACCCCCAGCACCACCCCGCCUUUGGCUCGCCCCCACCCGGCGCCUUCAUAUUCGGACACCCCCCCAAACUCGGCGAGCUGAUGGAGAUCAAAUGCGAGGAGGUGGACUCCGACCCAUGCAUGACCCCAGAACCCCCGCCGGAGUUAAUGUACCCGAUCGGCUCCGGGGAAGAACCAGAGGGGGACAGAGGGUUAGGACUGGAGCUAGAUGGUACCAUGGGAGAUGGCCGUGGGGAAGGUCAGGCCGAGGCAAGCAUCUCUCCCUCAGGUUUCAGUGAGAGGAACAUGGCGUGCUCGUCGGGUGCCGGUGCCGGGGGUUCUGGGGGAGGCAGUGGUUUCCGAGGGGGGUCGUCUCUGGGUUCCCUGCCUCGCUUGCGGAAGCGUCGGAGGGUAGGUCGUGGACGGGAGCCACUGGACGAGGCCCUGGUGCGGUUCCUGAGCUCGCAGCGUGCUGUGGAGGAGCGCUUCCUGGCUCUGGAGGAGUGCCGGCUGCAGCGGGAGGCCGAGGCAGAGCAGCGUAGAGCCCAGAUGGAGCAGCGGAGGGCUGAGAUGGAGCGCCAGCACGAGUUCCGCAUGUUCAGUGUCUUCACUCACAUGGUGAGCGCACUGCGGCCCGAUCUCUCCCCACCACCCCUUUCCCGCAGGGGCAGAGCCAGGCAGGAGGAGGAGGAGGAGGAGGAGGAGGAGAGGGGAGGGCUGUACCCCCGACCAAGCAGCGACCCCCCCAGGGCUAGCCCCUACCUGUCGAGCCGUGGGAACCAGAUCCGAAACUUCGAGACCAUACUGCAGGAGGGCUACACCAUGUACCACGCUGACAAGCACGACGAGGACAAGAACCCAAGCGGCAUCAUCAACUUGGGAACCAGUGAAAACAAACUGUGCUUUGACCUGCUUUCCAAACGGCUGACUCAGUCUGACAUGUUCCAGAUCGACCCUCCUUUGCUGCAGUACCCUGACUGGAAAGGACACAGUUUUCUGCGUGAAGAAAUCGCCAGGUUUCUUACCUAUUACUGCAAGACACCGGCCCCUCUGAAAGCAGACAAUGUUUUGGUGGUGAAUGGCUGUGGAUCUCUGUUCUCCUCUCUCGCUGCAGUUCUCUGUGAUCCAGAAGAUGGCAUCCUGAUCCCCACCCCCUUCUACGGAGUGAUCACUGGGGACGUCCUUCUCUACAGCAGCGUCAGGCUGGUGCACGUGCAUCUCGACAGCCAGAUGAGUGGCAGUGAUGAGCGCCCCUUUCAGCUGACUGUGGAGAAGCUGGAGAAAGGUCUGGAGGAUGCUAAACAAGAGGGCAUCUCCGUCCGGGUCAUGAUUCUCAUCAACCCCCACAAUCCUCUGGGAGAGAUCUACACACCCACAGAGAUGAAAGAUUUCCUUGAAUUUGCAAAGAGACAUGAACUCCAUGCCAUCGUGGACGAGGUCUACAUGCUGUCUGUGUUUGACGAGUCUGCCACUUUUCACAGUGUCCUCAGCUUCAACAAGAUUCCAGACCCGCAGAGAACACACGUUAUGUGGGGAAUCAGUAAGGAUUUUGCUGCCUCUGGGCUGCGUGUUGGCACUCUGUACUCGGAGAACAAGCAUGUCAUCGAUGCACUGGGGCAGAUGGCCUACUUCCACGGGGUCCCUGGGACAACACAGCACCAAGUGGCCCAUCUGCUUCACGACAGAGACUGGAUCAACCAGGUGUACCUGCAGACGAACCGGGCCCGAUUAAAGGCAUCGCGUCAGUACAUAACCAGCGAGCUGAACUCGCUCAAUAUCCCCUACCUCGACCGUCCGGCUGGGUUCUACAUCUGGGCAGAUUUCAGAAAGUUCCUCAGGGAAGAAACGUUUGAGGAGGAGAUCGCUCUCUGGCGCCAGUUUCUGAACAACAAGGUCCUGCUCAGCUGUGGUAAAGCGUUUGAGUGCAGCAAGCCAGGCUGGUUCCGAAUCAUCUUCACCGACAAGACCUACCGGCUGCAGUUAGGAAUGCAGAGGCUAAGGGAAGUUCUGGAUGAUCGGAAUCUAGAUAACCAAUUAGACGGCCUGAAGAAAUCGAGCCAAUCAGAGAUAAAAACGAAGCCCAGUCCGUCAGAAGACAAAAAGAAGCCUAGCCAAUCCGAAGAGAGGAGAAGUCUUGGCAAAUCAGAGGACAAGAAAACUGCUGUGCAUUCAGGUCCUGAUCACGCACUUGACUGCAGCAACGAUGAUAUUGUGGAAGACACCCUCCAAUCAGCACCCUCCACCGGAGGACUGGACAGCCUCAUUGGUGUUCUCAGGCAGCAGAUCCGCUCCUCCGAUUGGCUGGAAAGGAACACCCCGGAAUUGUUUGCACAUGAGAACCCAGAAGUGUUUGAGGUGUUUAACAAACUCAUAGAGAGAUCAAAAGAAUGAAAUAAAAAGGAAAGGGAGAUUUUAUCCAUAUACUGAUAUAAAGAACAGACAGACUUCUAGUAACAUCGAAAUGCUGCUCUGGAACAGACACAUUUUUAAGAUUGUAUUACAGAAUUAUAGCUUUACAUACAGUGUUACUGGUUUUCAGUUAUAAACAAUACAAUUAAAAACACCAUCUAAUGGCAAAAUGUUUGAAAGAAAUUUAUUUUUAUUUCUUUUUUUAAUUUGCAAUCGGCAAUUGUUUUUUUUAAACCAUUUUCUCCCCACUUUGAAAUGCCCAAUUUUAAGCAUGGGUCACUGCUGCAACCCCCGCACUGACUCAUGUCAUCAGCCGUCCACUUCUUUUCGCUCUGCAGGCCCGCCGUGCAGCUACCUCAGAGCUACAGCGUCGGAGGACCAUGCAGCUCUGGGAUGCUUGCAGACAGGCCCGCAGGCGCCUGGUCAGUCUACAGGGGUUGCUGGUGCGCAGUGAGCCGAGGACACCCUGGCCGACCUAAGCCCUCCCCACCACCGGAUGGUGCUCGGCCAAUUGUGCACUGCCCCCUGGCAUCCUGCACCACUCGGGAGCCCCCUGAAAGAUUUUUAAACUACAAACUUACCUGUAGAUUUGUUAUCAAAUCUACUCCAAAAGGAAAGGUGAACCUUGAUCUAAAUUUUGGCUUAGAUGAGGAUAUUUUAAUAGAUGAAUUUGAAGAAGACUUUACAAAGCAGCGGGUCUGAAGACUGCACUUCUCUGCACCCAGCUCACCUUUCAGAAUGGACAUGCUCCGUACUGCCUAAACAGGAGAUUACUGUGCAGUACCUGCAAAUGAGCUAGGGGAGCUGCAGUGUGUUCUAUUGAUGUCUUAUAGCAAAUAUGAACAUUCAGGGCAUAAACAAAAUAUGUCAUGAAACAUUGUAACACACUGUACAGUAUUUCUUGUCAUGACAUCCUUUAUAAACAUAAUUUCAACUGGUUAUCUGUUUGUAUUUUUACACUUUCUUAGUUUCAUGAACCCUGUAUUUUUUAUUUUCCUCAAGAAGUAUUUGUUACAUGAGUCAGAUCACACCCUGUUGUAAGAAAGUGCUUUGAUCUGGAAAAUAUACAUUGGAAAAUACAAAACGA